UCCUGUCAUUUCGUAAAGUCACGUCACUUCCGUCAUGUGAUUUAGCGAACUCACUUUUUUCACUGAAAAAGCCGCCAUAUUUGUGAUAAUUGUCGCUCAAAAUCAGAAUUCAAAAAACAGUUGUUUUGAUUAGAAACGUUGUUUUUAACGUUGAUUAGCUGUCAGGACUAAACAAUUCGUUCGUUUUUUCUGCAAAGUGAUAAGGGUGCUAUAAAAUGUAGUUUAUUGAUGGUAAAUUAGUGAAGCCGCUGAAACAUCAGACACCGCUGAGACAGCACGGCGGCAUUUAAAGAGGUAGGUACACAGCCUCUGGUAGGUAACUUCUUAUACCAGUCGGUCAUGAGCGCAGCAUGGAUAAAGAAGAGUUUAUAUUUAGGACCUUUUGCAGAAAUUUAAGAUAUUAAAUGUACAUAAACAUAAACAGCGCUUUUUUUCAUUCCUUGAGAACAAUCAAGAAGAACAAAAUAAAUUUCAUUGCUUACCCACCUUACGUAUAUAUAAUUAAAACUUUACGAAGAAUUACUUCGUUUAGAAUUGAAAGCAGUUAGCCUAUCUUAAUUGAACAUUGUUAGCUCAAAAUGCGUAAUUGGGUCAGUGGAUUAUCCGUAAUCGAAAAGUCCGUAGUUUCCUCGUCAAUAGGUACCAUACAUAAAGUUAAUUCCACCUUUAGACGAUAGGUGGUGCUUCAUCAAUCAAGAGACGUAUCUAAAGAAAAUUCAGGAAGGAGUUUUUUUUUGUAGAUGAAUUUUAAUCACUCUAGGUAAAUAAAACAGAUUUUAAAGCCAAGAAUGUCUUAGCGACGAACACUAGUAGAAACGUAUUCAUAAUGUUUAAGUAACAAAUAAGCAUUUUUGUUCUACUUGCAAAAUUAAAUCUCUAUCCAAAUUCUUCUUUGCGUUCAAGUUAUUGUAUUUACUUUCAACCAAUAUUUUUGUUUAUAUCGGUUAUUUUCCGUUGCUUGCGUUCAUCUUAUGUCAAAUAUGUUAUGAAGUAAUAGGCCGAGACUAUCGCUCGACCUUCACAGCUUUCCGCGGACUUAGUCGCUCAAUUGGGAGGUAAUGGGGUCACAUGCCCAAUGACAGUUGUUCUAUGGAUCUUAACGAUAAGGUUAAAUUAAAAUAGCUUAAUGAUAUUCAGUUUCAAACUAACGUUGUUAUCUAUUCGGAGGUUGUCCCAAAUGCUACACUUUUAUAUGUAUAAUUCGAGUUUUCAUUCAUAACGAUAAUUCUCGUACAUUUGGUUUUCGUUUUCAUGUUGUCAUAGUUAAUAAGUACCUAUAGUUACGUCUGUGAUUGGAAACUUCAUUAUUAAUGUCAAAGAAUUUCGUCUUUGGGUGACUUUACAGGAAAUAAAUUAAUCUCUUAUACUGUUUGCAAUUAGUUUUUGCUUUUCUUUCUAUAAUUGAAAUGCAGUCAAUAAAAAAUAAGUUGAUGUUAAGACAUAUUUUUCUAUCCAGCUUCAAUAUACAAUCAUAGAGAUAGAAAAUCCUAGAUGCUCUAACAAUUUGUUUACAUAACGUAAACAAUAUGAAUUCGCAUCAAUAAUCGCUUUGCAACAGUAAAAUAGUUUAGCGACAACGCCGAUGUCGCAACAUGCACCUUGGUAGGGGGUCGUACUUUCCAAGUCACUCUCAGACUGCGCUUGACCACAGCAUAGUGUGCUUAUAACUAGUACUAAAACUGUCUAAACAACCUAUAAAUAAAUAAAAAACAAUCAAAACUUAAUGACAUACAUUUUUAUAAAAAAAAAAAAACUUCGCAUCUAUUUAUGUAAUUUCGACUUACUUCUUUUUGUGCGUUAUUAUUAACAAGUUGUCAUAUUUACGUAAUUAAAUUCAAAUCUAUUCCUGUUACACGAUUUGUUAAUUAUUUCCGAUAAUUUAGUAAAAUGCGUUCAUUAAAGUUGUUAAUUAUAAGUGCGUUAGUGGUGUGCUGCUCACAAGUAACGAAGAGCGAACAAGAAGCUUAUGAGAUCGAGAAAAUCUUCGCUUCGUGUAAGAAAACUUCACCCGACUUCGAUGGGUGCAUAAAGCGGGCCUUCAACAAGGUCCGACCUUAUUUCAAACUCGGUAUCCCGGAGAUGGGAGUGGCGCCCUUCGACCCUCACUUCGCGCGGGAGGUCAAACAGUCUCGAGCCAUCAAUGGGAUCGGAUAUACGCUAACGCUGAAGGACGUGUUCGAACGAGGAUGGUCACAGUCAACCGUCACCAAGUACAAGACCGAUUGGGAUAACCAGAGAAUAGUUUACUCGCAAUACUUCCCCGAAAAAUGGCUUAACGGUGACUAUGAAUUCAAGGGAGACGCAUUCGGUCUAGGCGUACUCCGGUCUGGUCGCUGGAACCUGACGCUGCGUGAUUACUCGCAGACGACGCGCAUCAAGCGCAACGGCACCGGCGUGGACGUGCACGUCGAGGUCGACCACAUCGGGGACAUGGAGAUACACGUCGGGAACCUGCUGCGCGGGAACGGCAUACUCGAGCGCAUGCUGGACCGCCUUAUCAAUGUGACGUGGAAGCCAGGGUUCGCGGUCAUCAGGCCGCUCAUCAACGACCUGGUCAGCACGGCCUUCACCGACAUCUGGAGCCAUUCCUUCAAAAACUUCCCGCUCGAUAACUUUAUCAGAGAUUGAUGAUAACGGCUUUGAAGUAUGCCAAGUGCCAGUUAGUUUAUUAUUUAGCAAUUAAGAGUAGAUAUAUAUCACCUUAUAUUAAGGGUUUAGUCAUCGAUUCAUGAUCGUUUAACAAAAUUCAAUGAGUUCGACACGGUUACUAGUUUAGAAAAAAAAAAUGUAAUAUAAUAUAGCGCUGUAAUUAAAUAAAUAAACUAGUCAUCAAAA
Messenger RNA from Trichoplusia ni (cabbage looper), 2835 nucleotides. RefSeq lists its product as uncharacterized. The transcript is spliced from 6 exons. The coding region runs from base 1888 to 2628 and encodes 246 amino acids. The record is from RefSeq and is a predicted model, not a curated record. Lineage: Eukaryota; Metazoa; Arthropoda; Insecta; Lepidoptera; Noctuidae.